GAAUAUGCUUCUGAAGUUAUCCAAAGCAAUGAUUCUGAACAAGAAAUUGAGGAUAUUACUGAACAUAAACAUGAAUGCCGAGGUGUACAUUGGCCUGUGGUACUGCCAUCUGAGAUAGUUUUGGCUGGCCGAAUACUAGCAAGGUUUUUGCUGAAUAGCACGUCUGAUAGUAUUAUAAACUUUGUGGAAAGGCUGGAGCUUUCUCAUUGUUACAAACAUAUGUCAUCUGAAAGCAAAUUGGAUUCACACAUAUAUGCCAUUGUAUUGUUGUAUUGUCUUCAACACUCAUGUGGAACCAUGUUUUCCAUAGACGGAGUCUCCAUAUCACAGGUUGUCAUUAUUAUCUCUCAAAUUAAAGUGAAUUGUAUGACCAUUGUUCGUUUAAAAUCAAUUGAUGCUCAUGGACUAUCAGGUCAUUUUGGACAAUUUCCAUUAAAAUCUGAUGCACAUUCAACUAGUAACGUGGAACAGGUCAGAGUGGGUAAAGCUAUCUAUAAAGCUGCCAGUUUAUUUAACCAUUCUUGCCGACCAAAUGCUCAUGCAUAUUUUCUUUCACGCACUCUUUACCUACGAAUCACACAUGGUGUAGCAGCUGGUUGUCAGCUAGAACUGUCUUAUGGUCCACAGGUUGGGUUGUGGGAUUGUAAAGAUCGCCUUAACUUUCUCAAAGAUGAAUAUGCGUUUCAUUGUCAGUGUAUUGGUUGUUCAGAAGUCAAUGUAUCCGACAUAGUCCUCAAUGCCUUCCAUUGUGUCAAUCCAAAUUGUUCUGGUGCAGUGUUAGAAAGCAGAGUACAUGACUGUGAGCAGCAGAAAAUCAAGCACUUCACUAUUACUGACCUUGUUGAAAAGAAUGAUGACAUUUGUGAAGUAUCUCUUAAUGUCUUCAAACAAAACGGGGCCCAUAUUCAUGGUCAACCUGGAUACUGUUUGAAAUGUGGUUCUUACUGUGAUUUGGAGUCUUCUCAUGCUGCAGUCAGUGAAGCUCUAAUAUGCAUAAAAAGGUUGCAGGAUGCAAAAUCUUCAAAAGAAAUUUCGCGUAUUACUAUUUCUGAUGCUUUGAUAUCUCUUCAAUCACUAAGAUUAAAUUUGCAUGCUUACAACAAGCUUAUUGCGGAGGCAGAAGACAGCAUUGCUCAGGCUUUUUGUUUAGUACGAGAAUUACAAUUAUCUGUUGAUCAUUGCAAAGCUUCUAUCCAGAUUCUGGAAAAGCUAUACGAUACUGAUGAUAUUGUUAUUGCUUACGAACUUGUGAAGCUUUCUUCCAUCCAACUUUCCUUGGAUGAUUCUACUGCUAUGGAAAGCAUAAAUCGAAUAGAUGAUAUCUUCUCACGUUACUAUGGAUGUCAUGCAGACUUGGUGUUCCCUUAUCUUCAAUAUCUUAGGGGAGAAAUUGAGAAAUUUUCAGUGAAGGCCAUCCAAUAAAAUACUUCUACGACAAAAUGUCCUACAGAAUUUGAGGUAUAAUUGUCAAUCACAGGUUAAAUGAUUGGUCAUAUAAUAUGAAAGAUAUACAAUAGUCAAGACCUCAAGAAAGAUUACUCAAAGCUCAUCCAAGCUGUUUGAUAGUCUAGGCAUACCAUGCAUAAAUAAGAACUAGACUUUGAACUAAGGUCAGUCUGUGCUCUCUAACUACUCUCUUUCUGAACUUGUGCUUUAUUGAUAUAGAUUCUUUCAAAUUUAAAGAGGAUGGAGAUAUAUUUUAAAGAUUGUCUUGAGAUCUCAGUUGAUGAAACCUCAAUUAGUUACAAGGGUAUCAGCAAUAACUUUCCACGUUAUAGUUUUAGUUCCCAAAGAAAAUUGUUUUUUGCAGUAAGUUAUAUUAUACCUGCUAUUACUAAAUCAACGAAU
This is a messenger RNA of Vigna umbellata (rice bean), 1848 nucleotides long. The record is from RefSeq and is a predicted model, not a curated record. NCBI's taxonomy places the organism in Eukaryota, Viridiplantae, Streptophyta, Magnoliopsida, Fabales, Fabaceae.